Rotaria sp. Silwood1 is the source of this 900-nucleotide messenger RNA. The record is from the annotation of a GenBank genome assembly. NCBI's taxonomy places the organism in Eukaryota, Metazoa, Rotifera, Eurotatoria, Philodinida, Philodinidae.
AUGGAUUUUAUUACACUUGUUGACGCAUUUUGGCGUUUACGUGAGGCAUACGAUGCUAAAGGUAAGAGCGAAGAUGCUUGGAAAAAAUAUACUGGGAAUCAAUUACCGUGUCCAGUGAAGAUUUUAAAUGAAGGAAGGACUUGGUUAUAACGAUCAUGUUUUGAACUGUAUAUUUUAAUUAUAUUUUUAAUUUAAUAGAAAAUAAACUUGAUUCUAAAAUUAGAUGGAUAAUUUGGCAAUGAAGUAUGAUUUGCAAAGUCACGAUGAGAAUUUGAUAUUAUUUGAAAUGGGGUCGAACUUGUUACUACAGAAAAUGUUCUGUCAUUAUGAAAAGAUCAAAAUCAGAUUCAAAUGACUAACUUAGAUUAAAUAUUGACAUAGAGAAUGAUUCAAGAGUGAAAUGAACUGUAUUCAUUGUAUCACAAAUCAAAAUUUACAAUUAUGGUUAUUAAAAUGACGUUACUUUCACUUGUAUCAGAACAACUUAGGUCAAGGAAAAAACAUAUCCAUCUAGUGUUUUUGUUUUAAUAGUCACUGCCUUAAAGUUUUAUUUACGAAGUUAGGAUCAUUGUCUUUCAUAAUCAAAUAUUGAAGAAAGCAGACAAAUAUACAACAGGAACACACAUGGCCUCGUCUACUGUUUGCAUCCAGUAAAAAUGUCAAUAUCAUUCUGGCGAUCUCAUUCAAUCGUCAACAAAAGUCAAUAAAACCCAGAAUAAUGAUAUUAAGAUUUCACAAAUAUUUUUCCUUUUAAAAUCUGCUAAAUCGCUUUUCUAUACAUUAUUUGUUUGACUAAUAUUCAAGCACACUAUCGAAAAAUCACCAAAAAAUUGUCAAGGAUCAAAUCAUUGCAGGUGUGGGGUGGGUGUGGGUGUGGGGUGUGGGUGUGGGUGUGGGUGU